AUGAACAGCAGGCUCCCGCCAGAGCCAGUUCUGCGUCCGCCUCUAGCGGCGGACAGAAGACGCGCGGAGGCGGAGGCGUCGGGCCGUGGCCCCAAACCCGCCUACAACCAGGUGCUGAAGGCAGCCCCGGCCCCAAAGCCGGCGCCGAAGACAGCACCUAGGUCGGCGCCGAAACCGGUGCCGAAGCCGGCGCCGAGACUGGCGCCGAAGCCGACCCCAACGCCGGAUCCUAAACCGGCGAAGGGGAAGGCUAAGACGGUCGCGCAACCGGCGCCGCUCUGGUCCGGCGCCGGAAGAGGCGCCGGUUGCGAGCACAUCCGAGGCCGUGGACGAAGGGUGGACCACGGUCUCCAAGAAAAAGAAAGGCCGAAGCCGAAGGCGCCGGAGCGCCCCAAGGCUCAGCCCGAGAGGAGGAAGGAAGCCCCUCCUCAAAAGAAGAAGGGGGGGCCGAAGGCUGUCUCUGGCAAGCAACGGCGCAAGCGUGCGCAGCGCCAGAGACGCCUCGCCCGCACCGCCGCGUGGUGUUAA
Trichoplusia ni (cabbage looper) is the source of this 528-nucleotide messenger RNA. RefSeq names its product anther-specific proline-rich protein APG-like. The coding region runs from base 1 to 528 and encodes 175 amino acids. The transcript has a single exon. Lineage: Eukaryota; Metazoa; Arthropoda; Insecta; Lepidoptera; Noctuidae. The record is from RefSeq and is a predicted model, not a curated record.